AUGAUCAACCUCCAGUUCUUUGCUCUCAGUGUUAUUCUAGCCAGCGCAGCAGCCGUGCCAACACCAACCGAUGGCUUCUGCGCUAGCUAUAUCAUUCAAGGUUAUGAUACAUGUGCUUUGAUUGCCCAGGCACACGGCAUCACCGAAGCCGACAUCGAAGCCUUCAACGUAAACACCUGGGCAUGGCUCGGCUGCAACCAGUUAUACCAGGGUGAUUUCAUCUGUCUCAGCGCCGGUAACCCACCAAUGCCCAUGGCUCUCCCGAAUGCUGUCUGCGGCCCUCAAGUCCCCGGGACAGUGCGUCCCAGUAACUGGGCCGAUCUCGGCACUAUAAACCCGUGCUCAGACAACCGAUGUUGCGCUACAUGGGGCCAAUGCGGUACCGGUGCAGAUUACUGCGAUGCCAAAGCCCGUAAACCACCCGCUGGAGUUACGGCGACUGUUAGUGCUGCUACUGAGGUCGAGCCUCAAGCUCCAACUGCACAAGCGAAGAAUGCUGCAGCAACAACCGAAGCAAAAUCCGCAGAGACAAAGGCAGAUGCUAAGACUACGUCCAAAAAAACAUCCACCACCAAGAGCGCUACGAGUACAUCGUCAAAGGACAACUCAAAGCCAACUGCCGAUGCGGAAUGGAUAGGGCCCCUCGAAGCGGAUGGAUCAUACAAUGAACCAUGGGAAGUAACAUGGUAUAGCGAGAAGGACUGUACAGGCGACUACUACCACUUGUCAGGAUACAACGGCGAGGUGGAGAAAGGCAAAAAACUACCCUGUCAGAGCAUAUCAGAUACAAUUAACACCGACUACACCGAGACGAAUGUGACUUGCAAAUGGUGGACAGGGGGUGGGAUGAGCUGGGCCCCUUGCAAAGAGGGUACGAUGAAAUCACCCAAGUCGUGGGUUCUGGAGCAUGCUUUUUGCACGGUGUACAGUCUCUAUAACUGUGAUUGUUUUGAUCAUUAUGCUAAUCUUUACACCUCGGAUGGCUGUCAUAACAAGGACAAGUUUGAUACGCCCAAGUUUGAGUCUUUCCAAUGUGAGCAUGUUCGUGGAGACUAG
Penicillium brevicompactum is the source of this 1056-nucleotide messenger RNA. RefSeq lists its product as uncharacterized. The record is from RefSeq and is a predicted model, not a curated record. The transcript has 2 exons. NCBI's taxonomy places the organism in Eukaryota, Fungi, Ascomycota, Eurotiomycetes, Eurotiales, Aspergillaceae. The coding region runs from base 1 to 1056 and encodes 351 amino acids. Gene Ontology annotation, molecular function: chitin binding.